This is a messenger RNA of Myotis daubentonii (Daubenton's bat), 1784 nucleotides long. It is a transcript of the gene PIR, whose product is annotated as pirin. NCBI's taxonomy places the organism in Eukaryota, Metazoa, Chordata, Mammalia, Chiroptera, Vespertilionidae. Gene Ontology annotation, molecular function: quercetin 2,3-dioxygenase activity. The record is from RefSeq and is a predicted model, not a curated record. Gene Ontology annotation, biological process: monocyte differentiation. Gene Ontology annotation, cellular component: nucleus.
AUGCUCCUAAAGCAUCAGUUGGUUUGAGUGGGAAUCUUUGAAGGAAUGGAUUAUAUUUCUCUUGAAGAAAAGCUUUAGGGAUUGAAGUUACUAUCUGCAAGCAUUUGAAGAGGAAAAGGGAUUUGUUCUGUGCUCGGUCCUGAAAUCCUGGAUGCACUGCCAAAGCCUCUACAGUUCAGCAUCAGAACAGUUCCUUUUAAGACUGCAACAUGGUGUCCUCCAAGAAAGUCACCCUCUCAGUGCUCAGCCAGGAGCAGUCAGAAGGGGUUGGAGCAAGGGUCCGCAGAAGCAUCGGCAGACCUGAGUUAAAAAAUCUGGAUCCAUUUUUGCUGUUUGAUGAAUUUAAAGGUGGUAGACCAGGUGGAUUUCCUGAUCACCCACAUCGAGGUUUUGAGACAGUAUCUUACCUCCUAGAAGGGGGCAGCAUGGCCCAUGAAGACUUCUGUGGACACGUUGGUCAGUUGAACCCAGGAGACCUGCAGUGGAUGACUGCAGGCCGAGGCAUUCUUCACGCUGAGAUGCCAUGCUCAGAGGAGCCAGCCCAUGGCCUACAACUAUGGGUUAAUUUGAGGAGCUCAGCGAAGAUGGUAGAGCCUCAGUACCAGGAACUGAAAAGUAAAGAAAUUCCUAAACCCAGUAAGGAUGGUGUGACAGUUGCUGUCAUCUCUGGAGAAGCCCUGGGAGUAAAGUCCAAGAUUUACACUCGCACACCAACCUUAUAUUUGGACUUCAAAUUGGACCAAGGAGCAAAGCAUUCCCAGCCUGUUCCUAAAGGGUGGACAAGCUUUAUUUAUACCAUUUCUGGAAAUGCAUAUAUUGGGCCUGAUGACGCACAACAAAAAAUAGAACCUCAUCACACAGCAGUGUUGGGGGAAGGUGAUAGUGUCCAGGUGGAGAACAAGGAUCCUGAGAGAAGCCACUUCGUUCUAAUUGCCGGGGAGCCAUUAGGAGAACCAGUUGUCCAACAUGGUCCAUUCGUGAUGAACACCAAUGAAGAGAUUUCGCAGGCCAUUCUUGAUUUCAGAAAUGCAAAAAAUGGGUUUGAAAGAGCCAAAACCUGGAAGUCAAAGAUUGGAAAUUAGUGAAGAGCGAGCACAGGAGCAGGUCUCGAUGCUUUCUGAAAUUUUGCCAUUUGUCGCAUCCAUUUAGUCAAUGCAUUCAGUUUCCAAAACUGACUUAGCCAGUGCAUAUGAAGAAUUCCACAAACAGUGACAGCAUUGUUUUUAUAGCAACGUACAUGAGAUAUUUCCUGGCACAUACAAAUAAACCUAACUGUUGCUUCUUUAAAAAUCAGUAUUCUUCAUUUUCUGUAUGUUUGUUUUUCAUGUGUGUAUGGAUAUUUUGUUAUUUUUGUGAACGUCUGAGAUUUUAAAGCAUAAUUGAUUGCUUCUGUGUGUCACUAGCAGUUGAUGCCUCAUGAGCAUCUGAAGUCCAUUACUCAGCACUGCAAUUUUCAAUACAGAGUCAUGCCUAUGUGCAGAGGUUUCACAUUACAGGUUAUCUGCGUUAAAAUAACAGCAGUCCUAAGCAUUUGAGUCAGUUUUUAAAAACAUCCUUGCUAUUGGUAGGGAUGUGACAGGAUUACAGCCAAGACUUCCCUGCAUAUUCUGCCAAAAUCUGUGUCAGAUUUAAGACACAUGCUCCUGCAAGCUUCCAUGAGGGUUGUGAAAAGAGUUGGAAUCCAGAAUUGGGUUCCAGCUUUUCUGUAGCUGCAAACAUUGGUGGCCACACCACCUCUUUAUAAAGCAGCUAGAACCUGGGGCAUAGGGUAGAGAGUUGUUUUU